GCUACAUUUUGCUUAUUGAACCCUUUUAAGCAAAGAAGUCAAGUAGGAAGAAGAGGUUUUCAUUAUAAUGGAGAAGGAAUGCUUAGCAGAGUUAAAUGUGAAGAUUGUGGAGAGUUGCCUGGUACCGCCAUGCCUGCCUUCGCCCAAACCUACUCUCUAUUUGUCCAACCUUGAUAACCAGCCAGCUGUGAGAAUGGUCAUUAAUGCGUUUCUUGUGUAUGAGGCUUGUGAAAAUGUUUUAGCAGAUCCUGCCAAAACAAUCCAAGAAGCUCUAUCAAAGGUAUUGGUGUAUUAUUAUCCUGUGGCUGGGAGAUUGAGAAAGAAAGAAGAUGGGAAGCUUCAAUUGGAGUGCACAGGAGAAGGUGUUCUUUUUGUGGAAGCCAUCGUAGACAACAGUUUGUCAGUCCUUGGAGAUUUGAACCAGAUCAAGCCAUCAUUUAAGCAGCUGUUUUUUUGGUUUCCUUCCAAUACAGCUAUUGAGGACGUUCAUCCCAUGGUUCUUCAGGUAAAUCGUUUCACAUGUGGAGGCUUUGUUGUAGCAGUGAGUUUCCACCAUAUUAUAUUCGAUGGACAAGGGGUGGGGAAUUUUCUCAAAAAUCUUGGAGAGAUGGCUAGGGGGCAUGUUAAGCCCUCCAUUGAACCAAUAUGGGAAAGAGAUAUUCUUAAACCAAGUAAUGUAUUGGUUCAAGACUUAAAAUUGAUUGAAGAAAAAAUAGAGAGCACAUCUCACUCAUGGAAACCUCCAAUACAUGAAGAAUCAAUUCAGAUGUCUCUUACUUUUGACUAUGAGACAAUAAAAUAUAUGAAACAAAGAAUUACACAAGAAUGUAUGGACAUUUGCACUACUUUUGAAAUUGUUGCAGCUUUGGUUUGGCGAGCAAGGAUAAAAGCACUUAAAAUUCCACACACUCAAAGUGCAAAAUUUUUCUUUGCGACAAAUGUGAGGGGAUCAUUUAAUCCCCCACUACCAAAUGGAUACUAUGGAAAUGGUUUUAUUUUUGCAUGUGCACAAGCUACUGUCCAUGAUGUCAUGAACCAACCACUUUCAUAUAUAGUGAACAUUAUAAAGAAAACAAAGAUGUCACUAAAUAACAAGUAUCUUAGAUCAACAAUUGAUAUGGACCAAUUUCCAUCAGAUAUUUUUAGUAACCAAGCUAAUAUGCUAUUGAGUGAUUGGAGGUGGUUGGGAUUUAACGAAGUUGACUUUGGACUAGGAAGUCCAGUGAAUAUAUGUCCUAUGCACUGGAACGAGAAUGGAAUCAAUAUAUCAAAUGCUUUUUUCUUCCUCCAUCCUCCUAAAGGGAAGGUUGAUGGAUUUAAGAUGAUAACAUGGAUGCCCCUACAAAAAUUUCAAUUAUUUGAAAUGGAAGUAGAAGCCAUUGUCAACAAAUAUAUUGCAAAUGAUUUCCAAAAUUAAUGUAAUGGUUAAAUAUUUUUAUUUUUAAAUAAAAUCUAGACAAUUUCA
Cryptomeria japonica (Japanese cedar) is the source of this 1465-nucleotide messenger RNA. Its product is annotated as 3'-N-debenzoyl-2'-deoxytaxol N-benzoyltransferase. Bases 68 to 1417 code for a protein of 449 amino acids. The record is from RefSeq and is a predicted model, not a curated record. NCBI's taxonomy places the organism in Eukaryota, Viridiplantae, Streptophyta, Pinopsida, Cupressales, Cupressaceae. The transcript has 2 exons.